GCUUUAAUGGCAUACACCAAUAAUUCUCAGAAUGUAGAUUCGGGCAAUUUUUGUGUUUGUUGUUUACCUCCUCUUGAAAUGAUGGACGAGGAACGAAGGUUAAGGUUGCCAAUCACUCCUGAAAGAUUUUCAAAUCCCUUGUGUACGCGUAGUGGGAUAUGUGCUGUAAUCGUGGUUGGAGUGAUCCAAUGUGCUAUUCUCGGAUAUCUUAAAGACCUUGGUAAUGAAGUGAUCCAAAACACUUUGCCGUAUAUUCUCAAUAGGUUUAAAGUGUCCUCUUCAAAGCAUGAUUUUCCACGUCCAAUGAUUAAUUUGGAUUUUAAGGAGGUCGUGAAG
This is a messenger RNA of Acaulospora morrowiae, 336 nucleotides long. The record is from the annotation of a GenBank genome assembly. NCBI's taxonomy places the organism in Eukaryota, Fungi, Glomeromycota, Glomeromycetes, Diversisporales, Acaulosporaceae.